Messenger RNA from Seminavis robusta, 1869 nucleotides. The record is from the annotation of a GenBank genome assembly. Lineage: Eukaryota; Bacillariophyta; Bacillariophyceae; Naviculales; Naviculaceae.
AUGUCGUCGCAGACCAAAACACCCGAUGACUUUCGCGUGGUGGGGUUGGAGUCAGUCCAGCCUGCCUAUGCCCAAUUUGAUGGAGAGAUGUAUGCGGGUAUGUUGCCCGUUCUGGAGCCUGAGAAAAGUGGCGAUGACACUGCCGCCGACAAAAAGACAGUCGGUCAGAUGAUGUUUUGGAUGUUUGAGCCUCCCACGCAAUCCGUCGAGAAUACCAUUGUGGUCUGGUUGAACGGAGGCCCCGGUUGUUCCUCGUUCAACUGUGGUGUCAUGAUGGAGAAUAGUCCCGUCACUCAGCCAUUGCGUCCUGCCGGAUUUUGCUGUUUGGAGCCGACUCCCGAGUUGCAUUACAAUGAAAAGUACAGUUGGACUCAGGCGACCACCAUGCUCUACGUCGAGCAGCCAUUGGGCACUGGCUUCAGCUACGGUCUCGAUGGCUACGAGCCAGAAACCGAAGUGGACGUGGCCCGUGACUUGUACAACUGGUUUCAGUAUUCCUUCUAUCAAUUGUUUCCCAAGUUUCGCAACUACAAACUCUUUGUCAUGGGAGAAUCCUAUGCUGGCAUGUUCAUUCCUGCGGUGGCACAGCACUUCAUGAAGGAGAACGAACGAAGAGUGGCCAAGGGAGCCAAUGAAUGGAUCAUUCCUCUUGGAGGGGCUGCCCUUGGAAAUGGUUGGAUUGAUGCCACCAUUCAAGGACCAGCCACCAUUGAUUACUCCUGGUGGCACGGACUGAUUGACGCUCCCACUCGUCACAGUUUGCACUUGACGUGGCAGGAUUGUUUGGUCAACUACUAUGAUGAGUUUAUUGAUGACAAGAAGAAGAAGGACGGUGACGCUGUGAGCUUCAAACCACCCUUUCACCCAUUCAAUGUACAGGAUGAUUGCGGAAUGAUGUGGGGCAUCUUGCAGGCGGCCGGCGGUGUCAAUGCCUAUGAUGUCACUACCUGGGAUCCCAAUGUCGAUCAGGUCACGUUUACGUCGGAGGCAUUCUAUAAUCGCCCUGAUGUCAAGUCCAUGCUGCAUGCUCCUACCAACGUUACUUGGCAUGGUUGUCGUCCCGGUGGUGGCCGCCGUCAAUUGUCAGCCAACACGAACGAAGAACCCAGCAGUGUGCGCUCGGCCGAAGAGCGCCGCCGCAAGCUCCUGUACAUGAUGAACGACAAGCCGAUUUCCGUAGCCCCUUAUAUUGCCGAUUUGCUGAAUGGCGGCAUUCCCGUCUUGGUGUACAAUGGUGACCGGGACAUGACAACCAACAUGGUUGGCAGCGAAUUGGUGUUGAAUCAAAUGACAGAAUGGAACAACAUUACUGAAUGGCUGGAUGCACCUCGUGGAUUGUGGAUGGAUUCCGGAUCCACCAGCAAGCACCCCAACGCAGGAUGGGCCAAAGAGCUUGGCGGCCUUAGCUUUGUCGUGGUGUACAACAGUGGCCACAUGGUCCCGUACAAUGUUCCAAGUCCAUCCUUGGAUUUGUUGAAGCGAUUCUUGACCGGCGCUCCCUUCAUCGAUGUGGAGACGCCCCAGAUUCGCUACUCCUCGGAUCCAUCCAAGUCUAAAAAGUACAAGGGAGCCGAGAAAUGGAUGAAUACACCCGAGUACCCCGAACUACCCCAAGAGCACAGUCAUCACGCAGCAGUUUCUGCCAGCAGCUACUACUAUCGUGCCGUCAACUUUCCUGCCAUGACAGCCAUGAUGGGAACCAAUAGUGGUGCCAAGAACGAAGAAACCUCCUUUGCUUGGGGCUCUGCGGGUGUUUCCUUCUUUGUCGGCAUGUUGGUUUCCGUGAUGAUCAUGCAGCUAGUGAAUGGAAGGCCCCGCAAGGGAGGAUAUCAGCAGGUUCCCGAAGCUUCCUUGUCCGAUGAUGAAUGA